AUGGCCCGAAAUAUCUUCAAUCGCAACGCCAAACAUGUACAGGCGCAAGCGGCCCGGUCUGAGGCCCCUGAAUUCGAACCAGUUACGUGGUGGAAGGACCCUGGACUGAGGAAGUUGUACUUCUGGUGUGGUGUCUUGAUGAUGAUGUCUGCAUCGACAGGCUUCGAUGCGAAGCUUAUGAACACAUCACAAGUCAUGGAUCAGUGGCAGAGCUCCUUCAAUCAUCCUGCAGGGGGAAGACUCGGCCUCAUCGUUGCCAUUCUCGAUGUCGGAUCUCUUUCCAGUUUCUGGAUGGUCCCAUAUUUUGCAGACAAGUACGGCCGAAAAAUGCCCAUCAUUAUCGGUUGCGUCAUAGAGACCAUCGGCGCUUUCAUAGGAGCUUUAUCAAACAGCGAAGGAAUGUAUAUGGCCGGACGCUUCAUUCUCGGCUUCGGAAGCUCAUUCAACGGCGCCGGUCUCCUGAUAGCCGAGAUCGCGCACCCUCAGCACCGGGCCAAGAUCUCUGCCAUCGUCAACUGCAUGUACGGAGUCGGAUCGACCAGCUGUUCCUGGCUAGCCCUAGCGACCAUUCGGAUAAUGAGCGACUGGUCGUGGAGAUCGCUCACCAUACUUCAGGCGUUCCCCGGCAUCUUGGUUCUCUCGCUCAUUUACUGGAUCCCGGAGUCACCUCGCUGGCUAGUCGCCAAGGAACGUUACGAGGACGCUGAAAACAUGCUAUCCACGUACCACGGCAACGGGGAUAAGACAAAUGAGACAGUGGUAUUUGAGUUUCGAGAGAUGAAACAGACGUUGGCUCUUGAGUUCCAGGAUAAAAAGUCCAGCAGCUACUUCGACUUUGUUCGGACUGCGGGCAAUAGGUAUAGGGUUGUGUUGUUGAUCUCACUGGCGAUGGUGUCUCAGUACAGCGGUACAAAUCUCUUCUCCAACUACGCCAACAAAAUUUACGAGGGUGCUGGCAUUCGCGAUCAGACAAACAAGGUUCUGCUCAGUGGCGGCCAGACGCUCUUGUCUCUCGUCGUCUCGGUAUCCUUCUCAUUGUGCAUAGACCGAUUUGGUAGAAGACCACUAUUCCUCACAGCCACCACGGGAAUGGUGCUCAUGUACAUGGGAUGGACCAUCAUUAGCUCCCAGUUCGAGCGUACUCACGACCUUGCCCGAUUUGGGUACCCCCAAAUCGCCUUCAUCUGGCUCUUCAGUCUCUCGUAUCAGAUCGCGUGGACCGGGGUCAUGGCAGCCUACGCGUUGGAGAUCAUGCCAUACAGUCUCAGGGCGAAGGCCGGCGUCAUAUCAACUAUUUUUGUCAAGGGGUUGAUCGUCCUAGGAAGCUAUACCAACCCUAUUGCUUGGGAUAACUUCACAGCAGCCGGUCAUGCAUGGACACUGGCCAUGUUCUACACUAUCCUGGACUUCUGCUAUCUCUUGUUCGUGUAUUUCUUCUACCCAGAAACAAAGAAUCUCACUUUGGAAGAAGUCGCCAAAGUCUUCGACGGCGAUGAGGCAAAGGUUGCAAGGAUGCAAAUGGAGGACGUCAAGAAUCAAGUGGAAGAAGAAAAGAAGAGGCAGAGUCACGUCGAAGUCAUCGCCCUCUGA
Colletotrichum tamarilloi is the source of this 1590-nucleotide messenger RNA. RefSeq lists its product as uncharacterized. Gene Ontology annotation, cellular component: membrane. The transcript is spliced from 7 exons. Gene Ontology annotation, molecular function: carbohydrate:proton symporter activity. Gene Ontology annotation, biological process: transmembrane transport; carbohydrate transport. Bases 1 to 1590 code for a protein of 529 amino acids. NCBI's taxonomy places the organism in Eukaryota, Fungi, Ascomycota, Sordariomycetes, Glomerellales, Glomerellaceae. The record is from RefSeq and is a predicted model, not a curated record.